Schistocerca americana (American grasshopper) is the source of this 1047-nucleotide messenger RNA. Its product is annotated as citron Rho-interacting kinase-like. Lineage: Eukaryota; Metazoa; Arthropoda; Insecta; Orthoptera; Acrididae. The transcript has a single exon. The coding region runs from base 1 to 1047 and encodes 348 amino acids. The record is from RefSeq and is a predicted model, not a curated record.
AUGGCAAUGCAACAGCAGAGCGAAUCACAACAGCCCUCAGCUGUUUCUGAGGUUAGUGAAACAUUAGACGCUAGCUUAACUGACGUAGUGCCUAGCGGCAGCAUCAGUCAGGCCCCACAACAAAGCUUAAGUGUUUUGAUGUCAUCUGAGCAGGACGAAAUAAACCCAUUGACUGUAAUCAUGCAGCAGUUAACACUGUUAGCCAAAAAUGUAACAGACUUAACUAAAGCGCAAAUAGAGACUAAAAGGGAAUUGAAUGAACAAUUAGCAGCCAAUCAAGUGAAAGUCCAGGAGCAAUUAGAAGCUAAUCAAGUGGAAUUAAAUAAUAAAUUAGUAGAAAGUUUUCAGAAACUUGAUGAUAAAUUAAAUAAAACUGCGGAAGAAUUGAAAAUUCAGAAUGAAAAGACAGAAUUACAAUUAGCUCCUCAAAUUGAGCAAGUCACUCAGCAGUGUAAUGAAAAUGCGAAGAAGUUAUGCCUAGAGCUAACCGAGUAUGUUGCUACUAAGCUUGAUACUAUUAAAGAGCAGGUCGAGUCAAUCCCACAGAUAGUUCAAGCACAAGAACAGAUCCAAUGUUCUAUGGCGGUAAUUCCGGUAUUAGUUGAAGUUCAAGAUGAAUUAAAGCAACAAGUAAAUGAGAUGUCAGCAGAUAUGCAGGAUUUGAGACAAUCACAAGACAAGAUCCCGAAAGACAUCCAAAAUUUGGAUAAAUCCAUAAAUAACAUAAAGAAGAGACAAGACGAGGUUGAUCAUAAGGUAAACAUCCUUGCGGGAAAAUUCUCGCAGUUAAGUCUGGAAAGGCAAAGCAUUUCUUCAGACAAUACUGAACAUACGGUCAGAGCAGCUAUACAAUUUAUGACCGUGAGUUCUAAAGAAAAUUUAUUUAAUAAAGGUUUUCGAGAAGCCAGAGAACAACUGGGCAAAGAACUUAAACAAUGGAAAGAAAACAUUGAGAGAUCUUUAAAUCUAUCUCAAGAAGAUUUGUGUUCCAUGCAAGGAAAUGAACCCAUAACAAAAUCUAUCAAUCAAGCUACAUUAUUUAACUGA